AUGUGGUUGAAAAUGGGAAGUGAGAAAUUUGAUCCAUUGUGUGAGCAUUUAGAUUGGAAAAUUGUGUGGUUUAAAGAGGUAGGAAGCGAGGCAGAGAAGAUUAGGCAUUUGGAUGGGGUGGGUGGGAAUGAAGAGAUGAGUGAAGAUGGGGAGGGCAAGCUUCAAGUUGUGGUUAGAUUAGGGAAGAUGCAUGGCGCUAUGGUUAGGUUUGCUGAUGCUGAGGAUGAGGAUUUCAUGGUGGUGGUGGAGAAGACGAGGAAAAUUGUAGAGCGAAUCACAAAAAGAGUGUUUGCAGCUCGUUUGACCUCGAUUUUAUCCGAGAGGCAGGGUAAGGCUCCCCAGAAAUAUGAUGCUUAG
This is a messenger RNA of Botrytis porri, 357 nucleotides long. RefSeq lists its product as uncharacterized. The record is from RefSeq and is a predicted model, not a curated record. The transcript has 2 exons. The coding region runs from base 1 to 357 and encodes 118 amino acids. Lineage: Eukaryota; Fungi; Ascomycota; Leotiomycetes; Helotiales; Sclerotiniaceae.